Molecule: messenger RNA, 567 nt
Organism: Periophthalmus magnuspinnatus
Lineage: Eukaryota; Metazoa; Chordata; Actinopteri; Gobiiformes; Gobiidae
Gene: terb2
Product: telomere repeat binding bouquet formation protein 2
Exons: 8
Coding region: 1-567 (188 amino acids)
Biological process (GO): meiotic attachment of telomere to nuclear envelope; homologous chromosome pairing at meiosis
Cellular component (GO): nuclear inner membrane
Source: RefSeq, a predicted model, not a curated record
AUGUUUCGUAACAGAUCUGCUUGGUUUUCACGCAGUGUCCCAAAAGAAGCUAAGACAUUCUGGAAGAUGGAAGGAGGGACUUUAAGAGACUGGAGAACAGCAGAUUAUCUGUUCAGUCAGGAUGCUUCAUGUCCUGAUACUAAAAGCAUAUAUUUCAGCAGAGACUACCUGUCCAAUAAGGUCACAGUCUUCCACAGUUUCUUCCUGUCUGUGUGUGAAAAGAGGAAGAGUUUCCAGUCCAUGAGCAUCGGACACUAUGUGCUGCCUCCAGACUCUGUCCAGGAGGAGGUGAGAAAUGUCAUUGGGAGGUUGAUUUGGGAACGUGACGAUUCCCAGGACCCUGAGACUUUUAGUAAGAACGUAGAAGAUGAAGACAGCGACGGAGAAGCAAGUCCACUUAACUCUGUAGAAACAAACGCUUCAGUAAACGAGUCACUAUGUAGAUGCUCUUCAGUUUAUCCCUCCAAUAACAUGCUCACAGGUUACGUGAGCAUGGACAGUCUCCCAAAAUAUUCAGGACCUUUGAGUGACUUUUGCCCAGGACGUUUCAGACACUGCGCUUCAUGA